Messenger RNA from Lactuca saligna, 644 nucleotides. Lineage: Eukaryota; Viridiplantae; Streptophyta; Magnoliopsida; Asterales; Asteraceae. The record is from the annotation of a GenBank genome assembly.
AUGCUAUCAGUGGUAGAACAAGUGUACAAUGUUGUUCUUGAAGAGAAGUUGAAGGAAGUAACAACCAAUCCAUCACCCUUUUCUUUUCAUCCACCAAAACCAGAUGAUGUUUGUUGCUACAAUAUGUUAUACAAGUGGACACCAGAGUUAAUCAUUUGGUUAAGUGUAUCAUUUUGUGAACCUAUUGCUCAGUUACACCAACAAAUUAUGAAGAGUCCAACCAGAUCAUAUUGGCAAACUAUGGUGGCUCAGUUGGAGUGUUAUGCUUUUCUUGGCAGGUUUGAUGUGGAUGGAAUUAAGCUCAAAAUCCAGAUAAAGAAUUAUUUAACAAAUAAGAGGCUAAUAAUGCACAGGCUUCAAAUGUAUCAGACUGCAGUUAAUGCCAAUCAGGUCCGGAUGAUGUGUAUCACGCUUUUGUACAAGCAUUGCAUAUUAUAACCCUUGCAAUUCACCUAUCAGAGACAAAAGGCACAAAAAGAUAAAGAUUCCAAUGGAACAUCAAAUCUUGAAACCUGACUGCAAAUGUUGCUGGUGGAAGUCUUGAAAUUAAGUUGUAUCCAUCAAAUGCCAUUUGUUGUAUGAAAGGUCCAACCAGAUGAUAUUGGUGUACUGUGGUGGCUUAGUUGGAAUUUAUCAAGUAGUAA